Messenger RNA from Sardina pilchardus (European sardine), 7496 nucleotides. RefSeq names its product sorbin and SH3 domain containing 2a (gene sorbs2a). The transcript has 26 exons. Gene Ontology annotation, molecular function: protein binding. The coding region runs from base 501 to 5243 and encodes 1580 amino acids. Lineage: Eukaryota; Metazoa; Chordata; Actinopteri; Clupeiformes; Clupeidae. The record is from RefSeq and is a predicted model, not a curated record. Gene Ontology annotation, cellular component: plasma membrane.
CCCGAGCUCUAAGCGAGAGUAACUGACCCGAGAGGAAGGGGGUGUUGCCGUCCUCUCGCUCUGGCACCGUCCACACGCGUUUAUUUUUCGCUGCUUAAUUUGGACCAGCUUCGCAGCAGAGGAGGGAAGAGGCAGGUGCGGUUUCAUUCGGGAUUCGAUGUUCGCAGUAAGCGCCACUUUCUCCCCUCUGCCUUCUUCGGAUGGACUUUAAUUUCAGUCUCCCUCUCUCAGAAACAGCGGGGUGGACAGAGACGAUUCACAUCAGGACAUUUAUUUCGGAUGACUCGCUCUGCUAUUCCUAGGAUCAGCACUGCAAUCUGGGUCUCAGUCCUGAAGAGCCCCAUAUAUCUGGAGAGGAAGACUGCAGAAAGCCUGGAGAGGUGGGAGCGUGGACGAUCUGGCUGAUUCCACCCCGGAAUAGAGAAACCUCUUGGAAGUUUCAGAUUUUAUGAAGGAAAGUGCAUGUGUGUUUGGCCCGACUGUAAGGAGAGAACUUCAACAUGAACACAGAUAGCGGAGGACGUGCUCGCAAAAGCGCUUCACUGUCUUUCAAGCUCUCCUCCAUCAAGAGGGUCCAGAGCACUCCCAACCUGCACUCAGCUGCAGGGAGUGACUCUCACUCAUCAGAUUCAGAUGCAUGGCGGUCCCGCAGUGCCACAGAUGGGAUGAGGAAUGGGGACGCGGGCAGCUCCUCUCUGGCUGCCAAAGGCUUCCGCAGCGUCCGGCCCAACCUGCAGGACAAGAAGUCUCCCACACCGCCUGACGGGUCCCCGUCCCGAGCGCGCACCACCUCCCCCCGAGGACCCCUGUCCCCCGACGCCGGCUCCCGCCGCUCCCCCUACAGCCGUGCCAGCCAGGGCUCGCCGGACUUCCUGUCCUCGGCGCUGUCCCCGACCCCCUACAUGCCCCUGGAGCGCGGCGCGAUGGCGGGGGGGGUCGGCGGAGGAGGAGGAGGAGGAGGGGGGGCGGGCGGCGGAGACUCGCCGGUCACCGUCUCGGCGCUGAGCCACUACUCGUCGUCGACGGCCGUGCUGGACGAGCUGCAGAUCUGCGGGCUGGACUCCUCCCCCGGGGGCUCGGCCACGCCCUCGCCAACGCUCAGCCACGCCUCCAUCACCCCCGACAACGACGGCCCGGCUCUAACCGCCACCAUGGCCACCGCUGUCGCAAGCGCCGCCACUAACGGUCAAAUGGCCAUGAAUGGGAGUUCUGCCCAUGCCAGCAGCCCACCCAGCAUCCCCCAGAGGCCCUUCUCUCCUCCAGCCUACCCCCCUCCGCCCCCCACCCUCAGCCCUGGCAUGAUGCGCGUCCAGCAGAGCCGCAGCUCAGAGUGCUCAGAGUCUGUGAUGCGUGAGUCAGUGAUGACUGGCCAGACUACGGUCAGCAGCACAGUGCCCAUCGCUCGCUUCUCCGAGGAGGAGAAGAAGGUGUCCGUCAUCAAAGCGCCACACUACGAGGGCAUCGGCCCUGUGGACGAGUCGGGAAUUCCCAUCGCCAUCCGAACGACAGUGGACCGGCCAAAGGACUGGUACAAGACCAUGUUCAAGCAGAUUCACAUGGUUCACAAGCCAGAUGAUGACUAUCCGGACUCAUACAAUGCCACCUACACUAUUGUCAACAACGACAACUACAACCCGGUCCACGCUCAUCCCCCACCCCGCACACACACCUACCGCCCGCUGGCCAAGCCCGUUGCCGGGGACGACGGCGGCGCCCCUCUCCGGGAGCCGUCCCCCUCCCCCGUGCCGCCUCCUCCUCCACCCAUGCCCUCGCUGCUGCAGCUCCGCUCGCGCGACUACGACCGGGAGCGCGACGUUCUGCACGACCCGAAUGAGUACAGUCCACCGGACAGGAAGGUGGACACGAGGAAGUACCGUGCCGAACCACGGAGCAUCUUUGAGUACGAACCGGGGAAGUCCUCCAUCCUGGAACAAGAGAGACCAACUUAUGGUUUAAACCCCGAUGACAUAGAUUUAGAGAACGAGCCUUGGUAUAAGUUCUUUUCCGAGCUGGAGUUCGGUCGGCCGCCUCCUAAAAAACGUCUGGAUUAUAAUCCAGAUAUCUCCUCCACUCGCGCCAUCAUUGAGAGCUCGCUCCACAUCUCCCACGGCAACCGCGCACCCGAGAGGCCGUCAAGUGCUGCCAGUGACUACAGGAAGAGGAGGAAGUCGGAGCCGACGGUGUCGGAGCAGAAUGCGUCGCAGGCCUCACCUCAGACCCACCAGCCCAGCCGCGCCAGCACUCUGAAGAAGCCCAGCGCACGCUCCUCCCCCUCCUCACCGUCCAGAGCCAAAGCGGGCGAGGGGAGUGAGAUGGCGUCUCCGCGCUCGGCCUCGGUGCCCCUGUGCCCGUCGCCCCCUCCCCUGCCGCCGGGCCCCCCGCGCCGCUCGCUCUGCUCGCGCGACAGCUGGCAGGCUCAGCGGCAGGACGCGGCGGACGGCUGGAGCAGCACGGAGGACGCGUCCAACGCCUCCAACGCGCCCACGCCGCCCACCUACACGCCCAGCUACACCCCCACGCCGCCCCUGGCACAGCCCCCGCCCCGCCUCAAGUCCCGCAGCUGCGACGACCUGCUGUCGGACGGCCCGGGCCUGCACCACCACCAGCACCACCAGCACGGGGGCCGAGGGCGGGGGGGCCCGGGCGGGCGGGGGGGCAGCGGGGGGUCCACCCUACCGGCCGCCACGCGCUCCGAGAGCGCCGGCUCGCUGCUGUGCGACGGCUCGGUGGCGUCGCUGGACGGCGGGUCGGGGUCGGCGUCGCCUCGUCAGCCCCAUCACCACCACCACCAGCGGCGGCGGCGGGCACACGACGCGCCGGGCUUCCUGCAGCUCUACAAGAAGAUGCACCGCAUCAACCGCGCCGAGCUGCUGCCCCCCGAGGUCAUCCGGUCGGUGCGCGCCCGCAUCCUGGAGCUGGAGAAGCACCAGCAGCAGUGGGGCAGCCCCAGGCUGGGCGGGGGCGGGUGGGCGCCGUGGGGCGGCGAGGUGCCCCGCGACAUGGUGCCCUCGCGCAUCUCCGCCUACGAGCAGCUGAUCCAGAAGUCCAAGUCCAUGCCCAACCUGGGCGACGAGGCUCCGUCGGGCGCCACCACGCCCGGCUCCUCGUCGCGCGCCAGCAGCAGCGGCUGCCCCAAGCGCCGCUUCUCCAUCGAGUCGCUGCUGGAGGAGGACACGCCCACCGGCCCGCCGCCGGGCUCGUCCAUCUCGGCGUCCGCCACCGCCUCGCCGUCCUCGCCCACGCCGCCCGAGCGCCGCCCCAGGAGCCCCCCCGAGGGCCAGCCGCGCGCCGGACCCUCCGACGGCCUCCCGCGAGCCAGCCAGCACCGGCCUCCGCCGCACCCGCACCCGGGCGUCCACUCCCACUCGCACCACCACCACCACCACCACCAGCACCACCACCCUCUGGACCGGCCGCGGUCCGCCAGCGCCACUCCGCACCAGCAGGGGGAGUACUCGGACAGCGAGGCCGACGCCGCCGCCUCCGACCUGAGCGACUUCGUCCAGCUGGAGGCCUCGUCCUUCUGCAGCGAGAGCGACUUCGACCACUGCUCGCUCACCUCGUCCGAGAGCUUCUACGCCUCGGCCGCCAGCCGCCACCAGCUCCUCCACCACCACCACCACCUCCACGGGCACACCCACACCCACACCCACGGCCACCCCCACCAGAGCCACCAGAGCCUGGGCCAGAGCCAGGGCUUCCAGCACCGCCACCUCAUCAGCUCCUGCAAGGGCCGCUGCCCGGCCUCCUACACCCGCUUCACCACCAUGCGGCGGCACGAGCGCGAGCGUGCCCGCCUGGAGCCGCGCCCGCCCACCACCACGCCCACACACGCCCACCCGUCCGCGCUCUCGCAGCCCGACCCGGGCCUCUCCAAGCUGGCCUUCCUGGUCAGCCCCGUGCCUUUCCGCCGGAAAAAGGGCUCUCCCCCCGGGGGCGGGGACGACGGCGGCGGCGGCGAUGGUCAUCGCCGGGGCCGCUCCCGCGCGCGCUCCAAGGCGGCCAUGUACGAGGCGCUGGACGCCGCGCUGCAGGACAUCUACGAGCACGUCCGCGCCGAGCGGGCCGGACGCGGCGAGGGCCAGAGCCUGCGCGACGGCGUGUCCCGGCUCCCCGACGACAGCAUCCUGCGCCGGCUGCUGGAGGAGCUGCUGCCCGACGUGCCCGAGAGGAGCUCGUCGCUGAGGAGCCACCGGGGCAGGCACUUGGGCGGGCACCACAGCGCGGGGCCCUCGCCUCCGCCCCCCUCCUCACGCCACCAGCAGCAGCCUUACACCCCCCACCACCACCACCAGGCCGCCCAGAGCAGGAGCCAGCAGGGCUCCCCUAGUGGCUACGCCUCGCCCUGCGGGGCCGGCUCAGACCUCAGUGCCUCCCCCUACCGGCACCACCACCACCACGCAGACGCCUCCAACAACAACCACCACUACGCCAACGCCAACGCACACUGUUACUCAGAUCAGACAUCGGACGCCGGACGCCAAACCCCCCAGCACAGAAGGCCCUCCCCCAACAGAGAGGUGUCCCAUAAGCAGAUGACAUUUCUCAUAUUGUCUUCUCUCCUUCAUCAGAAACAGCCUGCCAGAGCUAUUUAUGAUUUUAAGGCACAAACGGCCAAGGAGUUGUCCUUUAAGAAGGGUGAUGCGGUGAACAUCAUCAGGCAGAUUGACGGCAACUGGUACGAGGGAGAGCAUCGCGGCCGCGUGGGGAUCCUGCCCAUCUCCUAUGUGGAGAAGGUGCCUACGGUGGAGAAGCAGCCCCAGCCGGUGCGUCCUCCUCCACCUGCUCAGGUGAGGGAGAUGGGAGAGGCAGUGGCUCGCUACAACUUCAACGCCGACACCAACGUGGAGCUGUCACUCAGAAAGGGAGAGCGCGUUGUCCUGCUCAGACAGGUGGACCCCAACUGGUACGAGGGCAAGAUCCCAGCCACAGGCAAGCAGGGCAUCUUCCCCAUGUCCUACGUGGACAUCACCAAGAGGUCUCCCUCCAAGAGCCCAGCCCACCGCUCAGACCCCCCCAGCUCCAGGAGCCACAAGAGGAUCACACAGGACUCUCACCAUGGGCCUGGAGACCCGUUCCAGGCGCUGUACAACUACAUGCCGAGGAAUGAGGACGAGCUGGAGCUGAAGGAGGGAGACACAGUGGACGUCCUGGAGAAGUGUGACGACGGCUGGUUUGUGGGGACCUCCCGAAGAAGCAAGCUUUUUGGCACCUUUCCAGGAAACUACGUGAAGCAGCUCUAAGGCUUCUCUGUCUGUCUGUCCAGCACAAACCUCACUAUUCACCGUCUGCGUGAAGUCACGCAGCAAUCACACCAAGUGUGUCUGUGUGUGUGUGUGUGUGCGUGUGUGUGUAUGUGUGCGUGACUGCAAAAACACCUGUCCUUGUGUGUAUGGGCACUGUCCACUCAAGUUACCUUUAGCUCCAACUAGCCAUCUUUACAAGAGACAUUUUCACAGACAUUGAUUGAUUCUGGGAUCCUUUUACACACACCAAGCUUUUGUAUCCCACCAUCGCACGACUCCCAUCUCACCCUGGAUGGCUGUCGACCUCCCAACCCAGGCCAGUACACACGCUCUAGUCAACACAUUCUCUCAAUCUCGGAGGGGUGUGUGUGUGUGUGUGUGUGUGUGUGUGUGUGUGUGUGUGUGUGUGUGUGUCCUGUGAUAUGCAAUAACAGUAGAGUAAAGUGGGGAGGGGGGGGCUCCUACAGCUCAGUAAAACUCACGGCAGUUGGAGGAACCCUUCAUCCCAGGGGGGGGUAAGGACUUCCUGGUUGUCAUCAGGCAUGCUGGCAGGAGUCCGUAGCCCACCACUGCCUCCUCUCUCCCAGUCUGGAAGCAUCUUGUGUGUGGGAGGAAUGAGGAGGUGACUUGUGGGAGAGAAUGGAGAGGCAGUUGCAGCAGUAUUUGGACGCAGCCCAUAGAACGACUCUCAGCGGGGUCAGUCCCAAAUCACACACCACAGGAUUCUUCAAAAGAGGAUCAGGACGCAGUCGCAGAGUCCAUACAACAUGACAGUGAAGUCCUUUCAACAAUUCCCCUCAAAGGAUUGUGCAGGUAUAGAUCGAAGCAAUGGUGUUAGGAUGAGCAUAUGUAUGUUUUAGUAUUUGCUUGUGUACAAUAGUAUUUAUAGACACUUAGGUAGAAUGUAAACUAUGAAUUUUUUGCCCCAGUUAAGAUCUAUUUCACAUUUCAUACAUAAACAGCUCUGAACCGUCAUUGUAUUCUAGAUUCUUCACUUAUGAAGUACACUUGUAGAAGUGGCAAUCAAUGAUAUAUUCUGUAUUAUUUCUAAUACUUGUAUAAUGAAGUGCAUUUGAACUUCCGACUAAAAUGGAUUUCUAGAUUGAAUUCCAGCAUUUUCUGAGAUUUGUUUUGUCCUGAAUUGGUUGAACUGUCUCUGUAUAUUAUUAUUAUUAUUAUUAUGAAGGAUUGGAAAAGUCUGAUGAUCCUUUUGAAUCAAAUAAUGGCAAUGUUUUGAAGAGUAUUUUGGAGUAAAGAGAGAAUUAGAGGAAGAGUAAUAUCAAGUAGCAGUAUUGGCAUAAACCCCACCUUACUUACUCUCCAUGUGUUCUGAGUUCCACCUGAGAAAUGGCCGUGUUAGAGACAAAUGGGAGAACCCAUGGUCUCUCGCAUCUCUCUCUCUCUCUGUCCUCUCUCUUCAUCCGCACUGAUGUGGCCUAUGGUUUGUACUUUCACCAUUGUUUGAAUCAUUGCUGAUGUUUUUGUUUUCCUGAUUUCAUGGUUACUAACUCAGUGCAGGAGGCUUCAUCUCUUGUAGCCGCUGUACUCUCUUCUGCAUACGUUUCUUCAGGCAUCACCUUGUAAUGCUAAAGACUUUGUUAAAAAAAUACAUUUUUGUUGAGUUGCUUUAAAUCAAUAUAGACUUCAGGGCUUGUUAUUUGCUAUUUGAUUCAGAUGUUGUGCUUGCUGGAGUACGAGUAGAAGUGAAGAUACGUGUUGCCAAUUUUCUCCAGGCGUGACACUUCUGUCAAACAACCCAGACAGUUGCUAGCACUGAGGCAGACCCAGCCUGAUCCGGCCCGGAUAUGAACCAGGUCAGGCCCGGAUAUGAACCUGGUCAGAGUCAGAUAUAAGCCGGAUCAGGGUCUGAGUCGGUGCAAGCUCCUGUUUAGGCAGCCUUAGUGUUUUAAUGAGUACAAGCCUUUGGUAUUCUUUCACCUCUCUUAAUGAAGUAGUGAGUGUGUACAGUAUGUCUGUAUGUGUAUGUGUUUGUGCACUGAGUGACGCAGACAACUGAAAAAAAAAAUAUAUAUAUAUUUUAAAAAGCACCUUAAACCACACAUUAGUUUACUUUUACAAUGCAUUUGUUUUCUCUCAUCCUCUCUUUUUUCUUUGCAUCACGCCAUCCUCUUGUGUCCUUCCUACACUGAACUCACUGUAUUGCCUGCAGUGUUUUUGUAUGUCUUUUUGUAUGGAACUGUAAAUCAAAGAGAUUCACUCGCUUUAUAAAGUCAUUUCUUUCUCACCCAG